ACGGUAGUUCACCGUCCGACUAGCUUCUGCCGUGUAACCUAACCAGAGGCUUGGUCCGUCUCUUUUUACUCCACGUGUACAUCCAUUAAUUUCCGUGCCUCUCUCAAAAUCUCAACUCUGGUAAUAAAAGUCUCACUUGGUCGCUGAUUUUUCCUCUCUCUCUCAUCAGAUCAAGAAUCAUCAGAUCAAGAAUGACAAGCGAGGUGAGAGAGAAGAAGAUCAAGACCAAUGGGAUUUGGUUAAACGUGACUGAGAAAGGAGAUGAGGGAGAACCUUUAGUUCUGUUACUCCAUGGCUUCCCUGAGACAUGGUUCUCGUGGCGUCACCAGAUCGAUUUCCUGUCAAGCCAUGGUUACCACGUAGUUGCUCCAGAUCUCCGAGGCUACGCUGACUCCGAUUCUCCUCCGACCCAUGAGUCUUACACUGUGAGCCACCUCGUCGCUGAUGUCAUCGGUUUGCUCGAUCACUACGGCACUGCUCAGGCUUUUGUGGCUGGACAUGACUGGGGAGCCAUCAUAGGUUGGUCUUUGUGCUUGUUUAGACCAGACAGAGUCAAAGGUUUCGUAAGUCUCUCUGUUCCAUAUUCUCCAAGAGAUCCAAAUCUCAAACCUUCGGAUUUAUUCAAAAGCUUUGGAGAUGGGUUAUACAUCACUCAGUUUCAGGAACCUGGAAGAGCUGAGGCUGCAUUUGCCAAGCAUGAUUGCUUGACAGUUAUGAAAAAGUUCUUGCUAACAACAAGAACAGAUUUCUGGGUGGCUCCUCCUAAUACAGAGAUCAUCGAUGAUCUUGAAGUUCCAUCGACGCUUCCAGAUUGGAUAACUGAAGAAGAGAUUCAGGUUUAUGCAGACAAGUUUCAAAAGUCUGGGUUCACAGGCCCACUGAAUUACUACAGAGCCAUGGAUCUGAACUGGGAGAUAUUGGCGCCGUGGCAAGGCUACAAGAUUGUUAUUCCAACAAAGUUUAUCGCAGGAGACAAAGAUAUGGGAAAUGAAGGAGCUAAUGGAACGAUUAAGUAUGUGAAGGGAGAGAUGUUCAAGAGUAUUGUACCUAAUCUUGAGGUUGUUGUUAUUGAGGAUGGUCAUCAUUUUAUCCAGCAGGAGAAGUCUGAACGAGUCUCACAGGAGAUUCUUUCUUUCUUUGACAAGUUGAGAAACAUAACAGAGUAAUGAUCAUGCCAUUCUAUGGCCUUAUAAGAAAAACUAUGGUGCUAGUAUUAAGUACACUAGUGAUGUAUGUCCAAGAAUAAUGCCGAGUGAAAAUAAUGUUUAAUAAAGUAAAAGAUAUAUCUAUUAUUCUCUA
Brassica oleracea var. oleracea is the source of this 1299-nucleotide messenger RNA. RefSeq names its product bifunctional epoxide hydrolase 2-like. Lineage: Eukaryota; Viridiplantae; Streptophyta; Magnoliopsida; Brassicales; Brassicaceae. Gene Ontology annotation, molecular function: hydrolase activity. The coding region runs from base 192 to 1166 and encodes 324 amino acids. The transcript has 4 exons. The record is from RefSeq and is a predicted model, not a curated record.